Molecule: messenger RNA, 1832 nt
Organism: Pelmatolapia mariae (spotted tilapia)
Lineage: Eukaryota; Metazoa; Chordata; Actinopteri; Cichliformes; Cichlidae
Product: protein-serine O-palmitoleoyltransferase porcupine-like
Exons: 13
Coding region: 115-1467 (450 amino acids)
Biological process (GO): Wnt protein secretion; lipid modification; protein palmitoylation
Cellular component (GO): membrane; endoplasmic reticulum
Molecular function (GO): palmitoleoyltransferase activity; Wnt-protein binding
Source: RefSeq, a predicted model, not a curated record
CUGACCUUCCGAACCGGAUUGUUGGAAUUGAUUUAGCAGAGCUAGCGCCACCUGCAGGCCACUUCAAAUUGUUGUUGCGUGUGGGAAAGGUUGGUGCAGCAGAGCUAACGGAGGAUGGACAUUCCCAGCAGGUUGGAAGUGUGGCAGGAGCUGGUUGAGAGUUGCGGUCUCAUUACAGUCCAGCAAGGCCUCCAGCAGGUGUGGAGGCUGCUGCUACUCUGCCUGCUCUGCAGACUCUGUUUCACACUGGGUGUGGUGUCUACUGUGAAACAUGUAGUGUCAGCGCUGGCUGGGAUGUUUGGCCUCUUCCUGUUCUUUGAGCAGCACAUGCAGUGGAUUCUGCUGCUCACUGCGCUCUGUUACUUCAUUCUGCUGCUCUGCCGACACUCCAGCAGCCACGGCCUCUUCGUCUCAGGUGUCGUCCUUAUCUAUAUCCUAACAGGAGAGUUGCAUUUAAUUGACACGGUGACCUGGCACAAAAUAAGAGGCUCUCAGAUGGUGGUGGCCAUGAAGGCCAUUUCUGUGGCCUUUGACUUGGACAGAGGUGCACUGAGCAGCCUGCCCUCGCCAACUGAGUUCCUGGGCUAUAUUUUCUUUGUGGGUACUGCCGUCUUUGGCCCUUGGAUCAGCUUCUCCAGUUAUAAGAAUGCUAUUGAAGGCACAAAACUUAGCUGGUUGUGGCUGCGUACCUCCAGCGGCAGUCUAGUGAAGAGUCAGAUCUGUUUGCUAAUCUCCACCUGUAUUGCCCCAUACCUUUUCCCGUGGUUCAUCCCGAUCCAUGGAAACUCUGUCACAAAGAAGUGGCUGCAUGCUUACGAGAAUGCAGUGUCCUUCCACUUCAGUAACUACUUUGUGGGUCACUUGAGCGAAGGUACCAGCAUGCUGGCCGGAGGAGGAUUCACUGAAGAUAAAGACAACACAAGAUGGGAUAUGAAAGUGGUGAAGCCUCUCAGUGUGGAAAUCCCUCGCUCCAUGGUGAUGGUGGUUACGUGCUGGAACAUCCCCAUGUCUCGCUGGCUUAAAACCUAUGUCUUUAAAAACGCCAUGAAAUUGGGAACUUUUCCAGCUAUCCUGGUGACAUACACAGCCAGCGCCUUACUGCAUGGUCUCAGUUUCCACCUGGGAGCUGUUCUGCUUUCACUUGGAUUCAUCACAUAUGUUGAACACGUUCUGAGAAAGAGGCUUGCUUCUAUCUUCAGUGCCUGUAUCCUGUCUAGGCCUUGUGCCUCUGACUGCACCCAUCAGCACAAAAAGGAUUAUUGGGUGAUAUUGCUGAACCUGGUUUUCAGCUUGCUGGCCAUCUUCCAUCUCACUUACCUAGGCUCCAUGUUCGACCCAGGAGUUGAUGAACAGGAGGUAGAAGAGGAUUUCACAGCCAUCCACACCAUCCAGAGGUGGUCUGAACUGAACUGGGCCAGCCACUGGGUUGUGUUUGCUUCCUGGGUAUUCUACUGUUUAAUUAAAUAAUGUUGUCUGGGCCGAUGAAAAGGCUGACAGACACCUUUGUUUCAGUGUAUACCAGACUGUUUUCUGAUUAUGAAAGACAGAGAUAUGCUUAAGUGGGAAGGACGUUGGCACAGGGGGAUGACGGUGUGUGCGCUGUGGUGAUUCUCACAGAUGUGAAUGAGUUUUCCGGCCUGUUUGAAAGAAUGACUGGUCUCUAAAGGAUUAGUAAAAUGAAAAGUAGAAACUGGCCCGUUCAUAUGAAUGACCUUUGACAUGUGCAGGUCCAAAUACAUUUCAGCAUCUGAUCAUGUGAAGAAAAUGAAAUGUAGCUUCACAGCUGUAUUUGUUAAAAUCUUUUGUCAUGUUUCCUUUUUUUUUUUUUUUUU